CGUGAUAGGCAGUCGAGCUUGGGAGGUGCUCUCGUGUUGGGAUGUAGCAAAUGUGGAAUUUAUAAUUAAUUGUUCGAGAAAUACGUUGUUAUGGAUUGGAUUAUUUAAUGUUUGAUGAUAAAACACCAUGUAAGGCUACAGUGGGUUAGGACGAGAUGGCCCCACGCGUGAGCCUGAAGUUAGUGGUACUGCUGAUGAUAGGGGUACCGUUCCUCAUCACCAUGUACCACUGGGGCCAGUGUGAUCUCAACAGGCUGGAUGACGACUUCAGGGAGGGGCAGUAUCGAGGGCCAGUUGAUAAGUUUGACUCGUCCGCUCGGAUUCCGCACAGGGAUGUAAAUGCGAUUGGCCAACCAGCAGAGGAGGGUCCCCUCCCAUAUAAGGAGAUCGAGUGUGUAGUGAAUGGUGACUAUUCCAUCAAAGGUCGACUGGAGGACAAGGAGGUGUAUCUGCCCUUCACAUUUGUACAGAGAUACUUUGAGGUUUAUGGGUCCAUUAACUCGUACGAUGGCUACGACCGAUUUGAAUUACAACACAGUUACUCCCAGAUCCAUCCGCCGAGAGACAGCUACUCACCAGAUGGUGUAUUUAUGUCCUUUGAGUUCUACAAUGUGGAGGACAGGAGACGUGUCAAGUGUAUCAGUGGGGUUGAGGGUGUACCUGUAUCUGUCCAGUGGAACCACAACGGCCACUUCUACCCGAUACAGAUCGCCCAGUAUGGUUUGAGUCACUACAGUAAACAAUUAAUGGAGCCGAGUCCACAACGUGUGAUAUUGGAGGAUGGUGAGGGUGGAGACCUAAACACCUGGCUACUUCCCGACCGCCGAUCACAGAUUGCUAUCAAGACUGACCACAACAACGAGGAAAACAACCUUAUAGAGUUUGACACCCCAGACCUUCUUAAAAAUCCAGGGAUCACAAUAUCGGUCGAGGAUCAUAACCUCAGCACGCUGUCUCUGGAUGUAAAAUUUAUCAACAAUGGCAGUGUUACUGUACUCCUACGCACCAACGAGGGCAACCUUUUCCGUAUCCAUUAUGUUUUGAGCAACACAACUAUGACCUUGGAAGACCGUGACCUCUAUUAUGGAAUUGGUUCAUUAAAGAAAGGAAAGUGGACGCAUUUGACACGUAAAGUGCUUAUUGAUUAUGACAAAGGUCAAAUUUUAAAAAUUGCCAAAAGCAAACGAGGCAAAGUGAAACUAACACCUGCUAAAAUUGUGGCCGUGUGUUUUCGCGGCCAUGGUUUUGUAGACAAUAUUACGUUAUCAUCAGAGGCCCAUUUAGACCAUUUUUUCGAUGCAGCAAAUUAUCUUGUGAAUUAUCAGGAUACCAGAGGUGGUUGGCCUAUACAGGUGACUCGUAAAAUAAUUCCAGGUAAACUGGAGCUAAAGCCGGGCUGGUACUCUGCUAUGGGGCAAGGCCAGGCAAUUUCCUUACUUGUUCGAGCCUAUAGUGUUACCAAAGACAACAAGUACUUAGAAAGUGCUGCAAAGGCUCUCGCCAUCUUCGAAAUUCCAAGCUCCGAAGGAGGAGUGUUACAAAAAUUUGCAAAUACCUAUGACUGGUAUGAGGAGUAUCCAACAACACCAGGAACUUUUGUAUUGAAUGGAUUUAUCUAUUCUCUUAUUGGAUUGUAUGAUUUGAAGGUUGUGUCUUCUGGUCAGACAGCAGAACAUGCUGCCAAGUUAUAUAACGCCGGCAUGCGGACGUUAAAAAACAUGUUACUUAUGUAUGAUAGUGGUACAGGAACAUUUUACGACCUGAAACAUAUUUCUCUGGGUGUGGCCCCUAAUAGGGCACGCUGGGACUACCAUACAGUUCACAUCAAUCAACUUCUUUUACUUAGUCUCAUUGACGACGACCCACUUUUCCAAACAACAGCCCAGCGAUGGAUGGGCUACCUCAAGGGGAAACUCUCACCUCAUAACUAAUGUUAAUGAUGAUAAUAAUGUGGGAAUUUGUUUCUUAAUUUGAUUCAAGGAAAUAUUAAACAGAUUUGAUAUUUGGAGGAUGUCAUUUGAUAUACACAUAAAAAAAAAGUCAUCUAGUUAUACAUUGUAUAAGUCAAAUGUUAUAUCUGUUAAAGGAAAAAUGUAUUUGUUAAAAAAGGAUUUAUAUACAUGUUAAAAAUGUAUAUCUUUUAAUGAAACGACUGAAAAUGAUUUAUGUUUACCAAAGAAUGUCAGUUUAAGUAAUCCAUAUAAAUCAUGUAUUUCAAAAGCUAACAAUAACAAAUUGAAAAUCUUAAUUCAUAAGGGGUAUUUGAAUGCUGGAAUAUAUUUGAUUAGAUAUUGACACAGAGAAAUGAGUGAAGACUCCAAGUGUUGAUGUGAUAACUUCCAUGGAUAUUGAACUUAAAGACUUUAUAAUAAAAGUCUAAAAUAGUUUUAAAUUUUUGUUACAUUAGCAAUUUGUUGAUUCUAAUUAUUUGCAAUAUUGAUGUGUAUAUUAUAUUUGAACUCUGUUCAGUGUUAUUGAAUAUUUGUCGCUGAAUCAAAACUAAGAAUCGUCCCAAUUCAAGCUCAUCAACGUAAUUAUAUCUACACUGGAAAUUGUUCAUUUUUCUCUUGGCGUUUUUUUUUUUUUUCUUCAUUUUCACACUUUUUUUUAAACAUAUUUGUUGAGAUAUUGCUAUGUUUUGCAGUUCAACUAAAAAAGUGCACUCGCUGACUGAAAAUAGACACUUAAGUUUAAAACUAUGAUAUGCAUGGUUAAGGAUUGGUUGUGUAUUCAUAUAUACAAGUGUAUAAGGAAUAUGAAACAUAAGUGUUAUUGAGGACUUUUUAAAGAGGUCAUAAAAAUCCAAAUAAGUUAGAUUGUCCCUAGCUAAAACUAUGAUAUGCAUGGUUAAGGAUUGGUUGUGUAUUCAUAUAUACAAGUGUAUAAGGAAUAUGAAACAUAAGUGUUAUUGAGGACUUUUUAAAGAGGUCAUAAAAAUCCAAAUAAGUUAGAUUGUCCCUAGCUAUACCUAUGGCCUAAGUCGGUAACACAGCUAUAAGCUGUUUUUCCACAUUGUCUUUCUAAAUAUAUACUGAAAGUUCCACUGUCAAGCAGUUGUUAUGAAAAUGCAAAAUGUGUUGUUAAGCUUAUAAUUAUUAUGAUUAUCUACAUUUCAAGCACCUUGAAAAUGUAACCAUGUUCUCUGAUUUUUUCCUUGAUACUGCCAAAUUAAGUUUCAGUGGACAAAAUUUCCACGCAUGCUUUAAAAUUGUUUCAAUUUUCAUUUGCUGUUGUCAAAAAGAUGCCUUGUAUGCAUCGCUACUUUUCAUUUUUGGUGCUAUAUGUUUUAAUCUGUGUCAGCUAUAGCAAUAUAUUGACAAACUGGAUUAAUUUAUAUAUAUCUUGUUUAUAUAUCAAAUCUACAAAGGAAUGGUAAAUGUAGUAUUCAGUUUCCUAUAUGAUUAUAUCAACCUCUUAGUUAUCUGUUUAUGUUGUCUUAAAAGUAGGAGUUUUAAUCUGAAUUGUAGGGCAGUUAUAUAUUAACCCAUAAAAUAGUUCCAUGAGUUGUAAUAAACCUACCUUUAUUUUGGUCUAACAGUAUUCAUGGCCCUGAAUACUUGUCCUAGAUUUAAAAAGUUUGAAGGAAAAUGUGCUGGAGAGGGGUAGAUAUUGGACAAUGGAGAAAUAUUUCAGGUUUCCGAAAUCUAGGGCAGAAUUUUUUGAUAGCUUGUAAUAUCUUGAGCCAGUUUUGGCAGUCUGAAGUCUAAUUAUAUAAGCUACACUUUAUUACUUCAGCAUAAAGGUUACUUCCCUUUGAUCUGUAUGUUACUUAUGUGAAUUACAGGUGUAGUGAUCAUGAUUUCACAUUUUUAAAGGAAAAAUGGCAAUAGUUUCUUAGAUUUUUGAAUUGUAAUUUCAUACCAUUAAAAAAAAUGAAUUUGCAUUUAUAUAGAUAUUUUUAGAUGGUUGGGUGGUCUGGAUGUAGAUACCGGUAUAUGCGUACCCUGUAAAUUUUAACCAAGCAAAACAAAAUAACACAUAUGAAAUGAAAAACCGUAGUUAUGAAAUUUUUACUGGACUGUGACUUAUGAGUUAUAACAUAUGUAGUCAUUUUACAAAUUAGAAAACAUUGUAUGUAACAUUCAGUCUUUUUUGUUUAAUCAAUAUUUUUUUUAUCUUUUGACAAUGACAAAACCAUUUUAUAUUGUUUAAAGCAGAAAGGAUUUUGAAAUAAAUGAAAUGAUUACUAUCAUUAGAUGUAAAUUUUUUCUGUUUACAAAGAUUGUACUUACCUUGAAUAUAUCCUAAGUUGACAUUUUACAACAUAUCCUUAAAUAGAAACUAGGAUUUGUAUUAUCAGAAAACUUUUAAAGAAACCCUAAUAGACACUUUUAGUCUACAAGUCAGUUUUUAAUGAGGUUAUAAAAACUUUCAGAAUUCCAGAAUUUUCCAAAAUAUUUUUUUUUAUAAAGAAAAAAAAGAGUAUUUUUAAGGUGUAAAAUUGCAUAAAAUGCAUGUAAGUAUAUUACCUAUCAUACUCAAGUAACAAGGUACUAUGUACGAGGGCUUAUAGAAGCCAAAUAUCUGUGAUGGCUGUAGUUAUAUGUGGUUGUGAUUUAUAUAUUUAAUAUUGAUAUGUGUCAGCUUUCAGUUUUUAAAUCCUGUGCUGACAUAUUGAUAAAUCAAUCAUGUGGAGUUUAGUAAGCGAGUUUAUUUUUUGUGUGAUAGAAAGGUUUGAAAUCAGAUGUGUGUGAUGUAAAGUCAUAAUAUAACAUGGUUAUAGAGAGUUGUGAGCCGAUUGUGUAUAUGAGUCCUACAUGUAACAUUGGUCAUUUUUGAUGUCUGGUCUACUCCAUAUUUGUUUUCAUUAAUCAUAUAUGUUCAUGUGUUUGCUUCAGAUAUUAUGUUAUUACAAUAUAAUUAUGACAAUCUUUUGGAUAAAUACUGGUGUAAAGUGGUGUUUAUAAACAUACAGUUUAUGUCAAUAUAUAUAUAUACAUUUAUCUUCACAACACUUUAAAUACAACAUUGUCAGACAGUGAUACAACCAUCUAAUAUAGUGAUGUACAUACAAAAUUGUCAGACAGUGAUACAACCAUCUAAUACAGUGAUGUACAUACAACAUUGUCAGACAUUGAUACAACCAUCUAAUAUAGUGAUGUACCAGCUGCAGCAUUGUCACAUGUUGCUGUAAUAUAACAUUAUUGUACUAACAUUGUACAUAAUACAAUUGUACAAUAUUGUAACACAGCAACCAUACAACAUUGUUUGAGCCACUGUGACACAUUGUUUAAAAACAUUGUACAUUGUUAUACAAUAAAAGAUGGUUAAAACACAUUGUAAUACAAUAUUGCAUCUCAACAAUCAUACAACAUUGUUAUAAACAUUGUAAUACAAUCACAUACAACCUUCUGAUACAGUAAUGUUGCACAGCAUUGUCACAUGAUAUUAUGAUACAACAUUUUGAUAAACUACAAACAAAUCAACAAUAUAACCAUUCUAUGUAUUGUGAUAUUACGACUUGUUACAUGUGUAAUAGGUGAGGUUUAUAUAUUACGACUUGUUACAUGUGUAACAGGUGAGGUUUAUAUAUUACGACUUGUUACAUGUGUAACAGGCGAGGUUUAUAUAUUACGACUUGUUACAUGUGUAACAGGUGAGGUUUAUAUAUUACGACUUGUUACAUGUGUAACAGGCGGGGUUUAUAUAUUACGACUUGUUACAUGUGUAACAGGCGGGGUUUAUAUAUUACGACUUGUUACAUGUGUAAUAGGUGAGGUUUAUAUAUUACGACUUGUUACAUGUGUAAUAGGUGAGGUUUAUAUAUUACGACUUGUUCCAUGUGUAAUAGGCGAGGUUUAUAUAUUACGACUUGUUCCAUGUGUAAUAGGUGAGGUUUAUAUAUUACGACUUGUUACAUGCGUAACAGGCGAGGUUUAUAUAUUACGACUUGUCACGUGUGUAACAGGCGAGGUUUAUAUAUUACGACUUGUUACAUGCGUAACAGGUGAGGUUUAUAUAUUACGACUUGUUACAGUGUACAUGUGUAACAGGUGAGGUUUAUAUGUUACGACUUGUUACAUGUGUAACAGGCGAGGUAUAUAUAUUAUGACUUGUUACAUGUGUAACAGGCGAGGUUUAUAUAUUACGACUUGUUACAUGCAUAACAGGCGAGGUUUAUAUAUUACGACUUGUUACAUGUGUAACAGGUGAGGUUUAUAUAUUACGACUUGUUACAUGUGUAAUAGGUGAGGUUUAUAUAUUACGACUUGUUACAUGCGUAACAGGCGAGGUUUAUAUAUUACGACUUGUUACAUGUGUAACAGGUGAGGUUUAUAUAUUACGACUUGUUACAUGUGUAAUAGGUGAGGUUUAUAUAUUACGACUUGUUACAUGCGUAACAGGCGAGGUUUAUAUAUUACGACUUGUUACAUGUGUAAUAGGUGAUGAGGUUUAUAUAUUACGACUUGUUACAUGUGUAAUAGGUGAGGUUUAUAUGAAAACAAGGAAACUUUAUAUACAACGUAGGUUUCAUGUUAUACAUACAGAAUAUAGACAAUUCUCACCUGUUACAUAUAUGUGAUACCUGUACAAAAUCUGUUCCAGAAUCAUUCCAAUUUUGUUGCUUUACAUGGUCAAUAUUUAUAAAAUUGCAUAAUAAUCAGUUGUCCGUGUACGUUAUAAAUGUGUAUACCUUGUGGAGUUUACAGGUUAAUAUAAGUAUCUUAUAAAACAUAGUGGAAAAUCUAGCUGAUGAUUCGAAAUGGUCAGGUCAAAUAACAGUAUGAAGAAUUGUCUCAUGUAAUUGAAACAGUUUUGGAAUUGUAAAUAUUAUGUUAAUUUGGUAGAAUUUCUUAAAAUGGGAAAAUAUAUUUUCAAUAUUCCUUAACUGGUACUGGAGAACCAUAUGUUUGAGAUUUUUUUAUAAUCAAAUUGUUAUAUUUCAAAUCAGUUUUAGUAAAUCCAUUUUGAAGAGGUUGUGAUAUAUAUUUUCUAUAUGAAUUCUGCUUGUGAGCAAUAACUGCACAUAUACUGUACAUGUCAGGCCCCUCAUAUGUAUUUUGCUAAUGUGAACUUUUGAAAAUAAACCAGCUGAUCAGUAUAAACCAUUAGAUAACUGUGAACAUUGUGGUCCCUCGGUAUAAGUUCACCAAGCAUGUAUAUGUGUGUUCUACCAGAUACGACUGGAUUCCUGUAGGAUUUUUUUGGAUUUUAUAGUAAAUUAACUAAUUUGUUAAAACCAAAUAAUAAAACCAUUGCAAAAGCGAGUGGAAUCGCUUUUAACUCGGGUAAGAUUGAGACCUUUUUUUGACAAUUUUCUGAAUUAUGUACUAGAGAUGUUUUUGUAUGUUUGUUGUUGUAGGCAUUGAUAAUCAUUAUUAGGGAUUAUUUCCCCAGGGUUCACGACCACCUGUCCCCUUGAUGGUUUGGUUAAACUGUCUUGCUGUAAAUGUGCAUUUUCCCUAUCAACUUGCUCAAGGAUCAUGAAACGAUCUUAAGUCUAAAACUGUGUUACAUUUUGAUGUAAUCACAAAUAAUUUAUUGAAAUGUAUCUUUUACAAGAUUGGUUUACAAAAUAUUGAUAGAUGAAGUUUAAGAUUGAUUCAUAAUCCCAGGGUCAGGUGUCUGGAUCCAAUACAUUCUGGGUAUAUUGAAAAAUUGUGAAAUAUUUUUCUUAAUUCUGCAUUUCAACAUCAGAUUUGUGUUCAAAACAGGAAAAAAAACCACUUUAUCAUUAGGGUGGAUUAUUUUGUUUCAUGGUAUAUUUUUAAAAAAUUGUUUGAUAAAAUAUAUACACCGUAGUGUAACAGCAAAUUUUCAGAAAUAAGAUUGUGUUUUGUAUGAUUAGUUUUUCCAAUUAAACCUUAGUUUAAGAGUUCAAUGGACUUGUGACAAAAUCAUGGAAAACCAGAUUAGAAAAUAUUCACAUAUUCCUCAUGUUAUUUACACCACCAUUUGAAGUGGGUGAAUGUUUUUUAAAGGCUGUACAAAAUAAAUGUAAAUAAUUACUGUGUAACUUGUUAUGAUGUACUCAUGUUUUGUGAUGCAAUAUCAUGAUAUAUUUUGUCAAAAGUUGAUGAAAUUCUGACUGUGUAUGUGUGCUUCAUACAGUGUUGUAAUAUCUGGUGUUGUACAUGUGUGAAGGCUGAAAUUUGGAAAAGUGCAUGUGUGAAACUGAGGAAGUGGAUGGUUUAUUUGUACGAGAGAUCAAAUGUAUAUGAUUGGUUGAGAUCAUUUGGCAUACAUGUAGAAUCUGCUAAUGUAUUUAAACCAGAUUCACUGAUUUCAAUAACGGAAGGAAAUUUUUUAGAAUAAAAAUUUCUAAUGCCAGUAAUGGUGUUCCAGAUUAUUGUGAAUAUACAAUACAUAUCAAUUAUCUAGUUAGAGAAACAUUUUUCUCAUUAAAUGUAAUGGCGACCCAAAAAUUCCUGUUUAUAUUGUUAUUAUACUGAAACAAAAACAGAAAAAAAACCAGCUGAAUAUUCAAAUCCAAGUGUUUUGUACUAAAGACAACCUAGUGUACGAGACAUGGUUGUUUACAGACUUUAUUGUCCUGUGAACAGCCAGGGUCCUUUUGACGUGUAAUUUGAUGAUUUUGGCUUCUGCUUGGAAAUACUGCCCUAGGUAGGAAUCCGACCUCAAAUCAAUACUGUGUAUAGUUUGGCCAGUAUUACACCAUAAUUACAUUGUAUUGAUUACAUUUAAUCUUGUAUACUAAUGAUUACAGUGACUUAAUGAGAAAUGAAACAAGUUAUACUGUACAUGUACAUCUGCUGUGUAUUAUUGUAUGUACGUGUGAAAGAGUUCAUGAGGAGUGGUUUUGUAUGAUGUGUCGAGUCCUAAAGCAUGGUGGUGUUGAAUGUCCCGUAUGAAUGUUAAUCAUCGCUAUAUGGAUCUCGUGGAGAUUAUGAAUAACAAAUAUGAAAAAUGCAAACAAAUAACUGGAAAAAAAUCAAUAAAACAUAAUUCCAAAAA
Pecten maximus is the source of this 8916-nucleotide messenger RNA. RefSeq names its product D-glucuronyl C5-epimerase-like. The coding region runs from base 156 to 1931 and encodes 591 amino acids. NCBI's taxonomy places the organism in Eukaryota, Metazoa, Mollusca, Bivalvia, Pectinida, Pectinidae. Gene Ontology annotation, molecular function: heparosan-N-sulfate-glucuronate 5-epimerase activity. The record is from RefSeq and is a predicted model, not a curated record. The transcript is spliced from 6 exons. Gene Ontology annotation, biological process: heparan sulfate proteoglycan biosynthetic process; carbohydrate metabolic process. Gene Ontology annotation, cellular component: Golgi apparatus.